Micropterus dolomieu (smallmouth bass) is the source of this 3641-nucleotide messenger RNA. It is a transcript of the gene nlrc3l, whose product is annotated as NLR family, CARD domain containing 3-like. NCBI's taxonomy places the organism in Eukaryota, Metazoa, Chordata, Actinopteri, Centrarchiformes, Centrarchidae. Bases 376 to 2730 code for a protein of 784 amino acids. The transcript has 12 exons. The record is from RefSeq and is a predicted model, not a curated record.
CUGUAGCUGUAGGAGGAACUCUAAACGACUAGAAACUGAAAGUAAGAGCCGGAGCAGACAAAACGUAGCAGAAAGAAGUUAAAAUGCGUGGCCGGUGACAUUAUCUCACCGUUUAUAGUGUUAUUUUAGUCGUAUCGAUUAUUUGAUGGGAAACGUUCAUUUCUAGAGCGUCUGUGUAUUCCUAAACCCAAUCUUUAGUACAUGUGUUAGCAUAACUAACCGCCGAGAGCGAGUGCCUGUAUGUCAAACUAAACGUUAACGCGGCGGAAUCUUUUUUUUUUCUGGACGUAAAGUUAUUGCGAUAAGUAAGUCGUAAGUAGUUUCUAAAAAAUAAGUUUUUAUAGCAGAGGUGUGUGAGUGUCUUACAGCCACGCCAUGGACCCGGACACCGAAGUUGCAAGCAUCUUAAGGCAGGGGAGUGAGGAGGAGGAGGAGGAGAAGAAAAAGAGGCAGAGACCACCCUCCAGCUAUGGUUCAAUGAAGAGUGACAGUGAUAUGAUGGAGGAGGAGGAAAAUGAAGGAGAGGGUGCAGAGGCCAGCGCUUCCCAGUGUUAUCCAGUGCUACAGGAAUCGACUACUCAUGACGCGACAGGGUUGCGGAUGAUUCGCUCAGAGUCUCCAGAGACCCUCUACACAAUGACCACGCAGCAGACCCAACCACCAGGAGCAGUUGUCAUUGACACCAGGUCUUCUGAUCUGGGGGAUAAUUCAGAAGAAGAUGAUGAGGAGGAUAUGGAUGACCUUUUGGUAACUCAUUCCCCAGAACCACCUGAGCCAGUUGAACCAGAUGACAUAUUUCAGACUGAUGAGAACGGCCAGCCUGGCAGGCUACACCCAGAACAGGACCUACCUCACAUUUUCAAGUGCAUCCAGAGUAGUGUGACAUCCCUCACUAAGGAAGAGCUAUUCAAAUUUAAGAUGUGGUUUUACCAAUGGGAACCAGGCAUAACGCUGCAGCAGGUGAUGGAGGGAGACCUUCUCGAUUUUGUGGACAGGAUCCUGGAGAUCCUUGGCCAGGAUCGCUCCCUGUUGCACACUAUAAGUACCCUUGAAAGUGUCAACCAGAAACCGAAGGCAGACGAGCUACGGAAUCAGUGCAAGAGAGCGAUGAUCCGUUUUCAUUUGAAGCAAUAUUUAAUCAGAAAACACCAAGUCAUCCGUGAGGGUGUUGUUCGAGCCGGAAGGCAGAAUCUUCUAGAUACCAUCUACGUUGAGCCCCAGAUUUCCACCUGUGGUUAUGGAGGAAUUGACCCCUCCCAUGAGUUCCGACCCCACCCUCCGACACCUGUCCAAGUCCCCGGUGCCGACACCUUCGUUAGCGUGAACAAUCUGUUCCGACUACAGACGGAUGAUGGCAGGCCGGUGAGGACGGUGCUGACCACUGGGAUACCAGGAAUUGGCAUGUCUGUCUCUGUGGGGAAAUUCUCCCUGGAUUGGGCAGAACUGCGUGCCAAUAAGGACCUGCAGUUUGUCAUCAAACUUUCGUUCCGAACUUUCUGGCUUCUGCAUACCAACAACCCUCUUCCUUCAGAAAAGAUGUCCAUCAUGGAAGUGAUAGAAUAUUAUCAUCCCGAGUGCAAAGGCAUGAAAUACCUGGAGGAAGAGGACUGUAAAUUUCUCAUCAUAAUGGACUCGUUUGAUUGUUACCAAGCGCCCCUGGAUUGGGAGAAUGCUCCAGUAAUAAAUGACAAUUACACCCAAGCACAUCCGGACGUCUUGAUUGUGAAUAUCAUCCGAGGCACUGUGCUUCGUGGCGCCCGCAUCUGGAUCCUGGGGAGACGGGCAGCUGUCUCACAAAUACCAUCUCGACUCAUAGACGUUGUCACAGAAAUACAGGGCUUUAGUGAUGAGAUGAAAGAUGACUACCUGACAAAACGCUUUUGCGAUGCACAACAAGCAGCAAAUAUCGUGGCACACUACAAGCGCCUGCCGACACUCCGAAUGCUCGCUCGCCAACCCUUUGUCUGCUGGAUGGUGGCCACUGUGUUCGAGCGCUGCUACCGUUAUCAGGGCUACGGGGUGCACCCACCCAGGCUGACGCCGUUCUACGUCAGCAUUUUGAUCGUCCAGACCAAUCGCAGGCUGCAGUUCUACUAUGGAAAGGCGGAUAAUGACCUAAAAUGGUCCAGUGACGACAAGCACCUGCUGACAAAGCUGGGGAAGAUGGCGUUUAAGAUGCUGGAAAGGAACAUCAGUGUGUUCUGUGAAGAGGACUUGAAGGAGUACGGGCUGAAGUUGACGGAGGUGACGGUGUUCUCCGGCAUGUGCACUGAGCUCCCCACCGCAGCCUCAGAUGGAAGGAGGAUGUACUGCUUUAUACACUUCACCUUUCAGGAGUUCAUUGCCGCUCUGUACGUCUUCACGAUGUUUCGCUCAGAGUCUAAGAACGUUCUGGACUCCGGGGUGUUGCAUAUGCCCAAGUUCUUCACGCCAAAGGAUCACACCAAAUCAGCAGUAGGGCUGGUCCAGUGUGCCCUGGACCGAACCCUCAGCUCCCCGCUGGGCCACUACGACAUGUUCCUGCGCUUUUUGUGCGGCUUGCUUUCCCCGGACUGCCAUGACAAUCAGCUGAGUGGGUAUCUCUUCCGCCACAAAGCGCCGAAGGUGGGGGGACUGGAUGAGGUGCAGCGGCUGCUGGAGCACAUGAUACUGACUGCUGAAGAAAAAUAUAAAGACCGAGUGGGAAACUUAAAGGAGUGCCUUAGAGAAAUGACCCAGGAAGAUGAGUGAGGUGGGUGAGAUCAUGAAGGUCAGUGUUACUUCAUGUUAUGAUGAGUAAAAGACAAUAUGUUAUAUCUCACCAUAGAAUUUAAAAGUGAUCAAAGUGUGACAAGACUCAACAGAACUGAGAGUGACUUGUUUAGGUCUGUGCCAUUUUGGCUUUGAUAACAUUAUAUUUCAUACAAAGACAUUGUUUUGAUAAAAAGGGACCUAUUUUGCUCAUUUCCAGUUUAAUAUUUUUAUUUUGGGAUUCCACUAGAGUAGCUUUGUAUUAUUCAUAGUUUUUAAGAAAUCCUUAUUUAUCUUAUACUGGGCCUUUAUGCAGCCCCUCAGUUCAUCCUCUCUUUAAAAAAACAAAAACAAAUGCCCCCUGUCAUCUGAUUGGCCUGUGAGCUUCUGUGACCUACAUCUUCUUUAUACACCCAGUUCUGUGAGUCUGCACCACCUCAUCCUCUUGCUGGUGUGCUCCAUGGCAUAUGACAGCCUUAACUUACCUUGGAAAAUAGCGAUAUUGGGCAAUGAAUUUCAUGACUUCCCUGUUUAUCAGACCACAAGGGCCGGUGUAGGUAUAUAUAGAAAAGCAUAAUAGGUCCCCUUUAAUACAUCAAAGAGUCUGUUUUUCUAUGCAUUCCAGUACAGUGGAGUUGAUCCAGCACUGCAUGUCUUUAUUCAGCUGUUUUAUUUCGAUAUGAUUUUUUUCCCCCUGUUCCAAAUGUGACAAAAGAAAAAAAUGAAUCUUUAACUUAACUAAUCUUAAAAGAUCAGAAGACAUGACAAUUCAUCAAUACAAAACAGAUUUUGUGACACUGGAUCUUUCAGCAUUUGUGUUUGCAUUUGUUUACCUCUUUGUUUUAGGUUCUCAUGUUACCAUCUGACACAGAAGUAACAAAACGGACUAAAGGGUGAAUUCCAGCAAUGAA